Pseudoliparis swirei is the source of this 4150-nucleotide messenger RNA. RefSeq names its product polypeptide N-acetylgalactosaminyltransferase 15-like. The record is from RefSeq and is a predicted model, not a curated record. The coding region runs from base 788 to 2740 and encodes 650 amino acids. The transcript has 10 exons. Gene Ontology annotation, cellular component: Golgi apparatus. Lineage: Eukaryota; Metazoa; Chordata; Actinopteri; Perciformes; Liparidae.
GCUGGACGGAGAGAGCAAUCUUUGAUGUGUGACGCACCGGGGAGACGCCUGUAGCAAGUCGACUCUCACACACAACAUAAAAACACAAGAUCACUCAUUCCUCAGCAAUGUGGCCUUAUAAACAUACACAGUUUAGGAAUUCAGAGUUUUAGGAUCCUGUACAAGCCAUGACUGUUCUAUUGGCCCCAUAUGAUAGCCUAUUAAAACUACGAGUCCCACAUAUUCAAAUCCUAGACUCAUGCAACAUUGACAAACCUAAAACUGACUGUUUGGAUACAAUUCAUGUGUGGGAGCUGGAAUUGUAGUAUUUCCCCAAUAGAUUGUGUUUUGGUAAAAGUUGCUCUCAUCAUUGGUAUCAGGUGAACUGCUGAGAUGUCUUUGAGGAUCAACUCAGCAGGUGUAGGAACAGGUGGAUGUGUCAGGUGCACCUUCAAGCCCUUAUGAGCUCAAAUUUUCGCGGGCUUUAGGACCGCGGGAUGAGAGGCAACAUCUGCGAAGAAGAAGAAGAAGAAGAAGAAGAAGAAGAAGAAGAAGAAGUUGGAGCUUGAACCUGCUCUGUCUGUCACUCCUGUCCCAGGUCUGGUGCUCUGGUCCAUGGAUGCGGAGCUACACUCCAGGAGACUAAUGCACGAGUUGCUUAUUUUUCUACUUUUUGGAUAAUCCCUGUCGAAUCUCAUCACUUUGGGUGAAUUUAAACGACUUCGAAGUUGAGUCAAAGCUCAACAAUGGGGAAGUCAAGACAACACCGGAUCAACUUCGUGUCCCCCUCUCCUCUGCACCCCUCAUCAUGAGGCUGUGGGGUAGAGCUAUAGCUGUCCGGAGGAAGAUGCUCUGCCUCUGGCUGCUGCUCCUCGGGUUCACCCUGGUUUCUCUGGCGCUCUCGGACCUCUUCAACAACUGGCUCCGGGACCACAGUCAUCAGCAACCUGGCCCUCCCCGCCGCCCCCUCCAACGGAUUCCCAAUGCACCGGACCUGGAGGUGAUUGUGGACUCCCGGGACCCUGCAUUAGAGCUCGGUAUUGAUCUCGCCCCGUUACAAUCUCUGCAAGAAGACCAGCUUUUAUUCGUGCCAUCGGCGCAGGGAACCAAGAACCCGCCGCAGAAGAAAGGGAGUUACAAGGUGCUUCUCCCCGGAGCAAACAAGGACUCCCGCGCGCCUGCGCCUCCGACGCACGGUGGAACGGGGGAAGGAGCGCGGCUUCAAUUGGAGGGUGUGGAGGGAGACGUGGAGUUUUCUGCGUUGCAGAAGUACGGUUUCAACGAGGUGGUCAGCGAGAGGAUAUCGCUGCAUCGCAGGCCGCCCGAGGUGCGCCAUCCGGAGUGUUUGGGGGAGCAGUACAGCGAGUCGCUGCCGUCGGCCAGUGUUGUCAUCUGUUUCCAUGACGAGGCUUGGUCCGCACUCCUGCGCACCGUGCACAGCGUGCUGGACACUGCACCCAAACAGCAUCUGCAGGAGGUCCUUUUGGUAGACGACCUUAGCCAGCACGGUCACAUGAAGAGUGUGCUCAGUGAAUAUGUGUCUCAUCUGGAAGGGGUGCGUUUGAUCCGCAGCACCAAGCGCCUGGGCGUUGGGGGGUGCCGGACUCUGGGUGCUACCAGAGCUGCGGGAGAGGUGCUGGUGUUCAUGGACUCCCACUGUGAAUGCCAGAGGGGUUGGCUGGAACCACUGCUGGAGAGAACGUCUCAUUGCAGGACCAGAGUGGUGUCCCCCAUAAUGGAUGUGAUAGACUGGCAGACCUUUCAGUACAAUGCCACCCAGUGGCCAGUCAGGGGAGUGUUUGACUGGAGACUUGACUUCUACUGGGAAUCUAACCCUCAGCUGCAAGAUAAAGACCCAGACUCAGCUGUUCGACCUGUGCAGAGCCCGGCGUUAGGAGGCGGAGUCGUGGCCGUUGACAGGCAUUUCUUCCAGAGUGUGGGAGCCUACGACCCUGGGAUGCUGCUGUGGGGAGUGGAACAAAUUGAGCUGUCAAUCAGGGUGUGGUCAUGCGGGGGAUCCAUGGAGGUGGUUCCUUGCUCACGCGUUGCUCACCUCGACCAUCACCACCUGCCUUUCCGCUUCCCAGAGGAGCAGCUUCAGAGGAACAAGAUCCGGACAGCAGACACCUGGAUGGACGCAUACAGGAACAUCUUCUACAGGAGAGACACACUUGCUCAUUUCAUCAGGCAGUCUGAGAACCCGAAUAUCACAGAGCGUCUGCGGCUUAAGAGGAGUCUGGGCUGUCGUAACUUUCACUGGUACCUGACGACAGUUUAUCCACAACUUUACAUCCCCCAGGACAGACCUACACUGUCAGGCGAGCUGUACAACGUCGGCACUGGCAGCUGUGCAGACUACCCCCGUGGGCUGGGACCACAGGGUGGGGCCCUGAACGCAGCGCCGUGCAGUGGGACGGGCAGCCAGCACUGCGAUCUGAACUCUGAGUUUGAAGUGCGUUGGGGUCCCAUGGGGGCUUUGUGUUUGGACGCCAGUGGCGAGCGGGUGAUCUUAUCUCCGUGCCCCACACACCGACCAACCACCAGCAGACUCCAGUGGAAGUUCAUAAAGCUGAGCGGUCAGCUGGUUCACCAGCAGUCCCAGUUAUGUCUCGAGGUUGUGAAGGAAGGAGCUCUCACACAAAGCAGCCCGAGAGAAGUCAACGCCCACUCAAAGACAGGGGGUCUCUUCCUGCGCCCCUGCACCCAUCACCCGAGACAACAGUGGCACUUUGAGCAACUCGUCGCUCCUAACGGGGCCUGACACAGAGCAGCGAGGGAGUCCUGCUAUUAAUGUAUGUUAUCUUAUGCUAUGUGCUCUGCAUAGUGGCAUGCAGGAGUACAAUGGAGCACAAAAACAGACGCCUUUUUUCUGCACUUAGCCAGUUAGCUUUUUGCUCCUGUUUUAAGGAUAGCAAAUUCAAGUUAUUGUUAGAUAAUAAAAAGACUAUCUAAAGAAAUAAAAUACAAGAUACGAUUACGUUGAUUUAUUCAAAAGUGUUUAUUUGGUAAUACUCAUUGUAUUUAUGUAUAUUUGAUUAUAUUCUUACAUGCAGAGAACAUUAUCUUAAAUGAUCUCAGUAGGCUAAAUGCUGUCAUGAAUUCAUGAUCUUUCAUAUGUUCUUGUGCACAUUACGGAAAGAUCAGCUGACAUUAAUCACAUGAUCUGCAUAAAUUUACCUGGAUUGAAAUUAUGAGGGAGAACUUGUACUAGAGAGGACCAUGGUAUAUCAUGAUAAUAAAUAGAAUUUGUUCUGGACAAAACUUUAACCUUGACACCACCAUUGCACCUUUCCCCUCUCUCUAACUCAAAGUAGAGUUAAAAUAAAACAAAAGUGUGACUUAAAACCAAUUGAUCACAUUGAAUAUGAAGAGAUUAGAAAAAUGGGUUCUUCUUUUUCUGUACAGUUCAAUUACUGGUAGGGAUCAGGUAAAACAUAGUUAAAUUUGUUACAGUCAUUUUAUGACGGACUUAAAAGUAGAUUUAUUAUCAAAAGAAAUGUUUGAAUAUCACUUACUUUUCAGGUGCAUACACACUUAUGGUUGUGUACUGUCCCUGCAAACCCAGGUGUUUUUAAUUAUUCUAUUGAUUAGAGAGCUCAUCAUUCAAUUAGUCAUAGUAGGAAAAUCACAGCUGUUAUAAUCACUUUAAUGAUGUCGCUGUUCUAUUUAAGUGUCUGAGUGUAAGACGUGACAGUGUGACAGUAAUCCAGAGAGCGCAUUACUGGAAUAUAACCAUUAGUCAUUGAUCCUUACGUGCACUUUUCUCCAAAAAAACCUUCGGUGCAACUGAACUCAACAGGAGAGUAAGAGAGACGACUAGCAGGUAGCCUGAAAGCACACACCAUGUUUUAUUCAAACCUGUUGUGUGGUUUCAUCAUGCGUUUGGGAUCAUGCUAUUUAUAAUUCAUAUUGACCAAAAGUGUAGACUCAUAUAUUAUCAGCUGCCAACAGCAGAGGGAGCCAUCUGCCUGAAACAUCUCCUAAAGCCCCAACUGAUCACUUUGUUAUUGUUAUGCACAAAUAUGAUUCACGAGAAUAUCCAUAAAGAUGUCCGACUAAUAAACAUGAUUAUUCCACACAGUCGGCCUAUCAUGUAACGGUAAUAUUCUAAAAUGCGUGGGACUGAGAUGAUGCCGUGAUUAUGAUGUGAUAAACAUCCAGUGCCAUGUGU